GCUUCCGUCCCUGACCUCUUCUCCGAAACUACAUUACCCAACCAUUCCACCAAAAAACUUACCUUCAUCCAAAAAAAUGGCAAGACUGGCUUUUUUGUUCUCCCUUUUUCUCCUCUUCACCUUAUCUCAUGCCCGUUUCCUCACCGCCGACGAAACAUCUUCCGAUUUACCUGAAUCCAACCCUGAGUCCACAACCACAACCUCCAUCUUUCUCCCUAGCGAGAGGCCCGAUCUCAACAACGAUGAUGCCUCCGGCAUCGGAUCCAUCCCUUUGACCAGGAUCCGUUUUCUUCCUGUAAAUCGUCACUUCCCAAGGCGACCUUUGUUUCCUUUCCGUCACAAGCACAGCUGCCGUUUCCAUAAACGUUUCAGGACUUUGAACCCACGCUUCCAUCACAAGCGCUUUAUUUCUUACGGCAACGACAUGAUUCUGUCCGACGAUAAAAGCUUUGACCCGGAGUCACACGGUGUGUUCGUCAGGUCGACGCCAGAUGGGGCAGUUUUCACGAUGAUGGCGCCCAGUUUAAGCACCAUGAUCAAGACCGUGAGGAUGAUCAUCACCACCAUCAUCAUGACCAUGACCAUGAGGAAGAUCAUCAUGACCAUGACAAUGAGGAAGAGGACGAUCAUCAUCACCAUGACCAUGAGGAACAGGACGAUCAUCUUCACCAUAAGGAGGGAGAGGCAAGGGAAAAGGAGCACCGAGGAGGCAGGUUCACGGAGAAGUUUCGCAGGUUCUUUAUUCAUUUUUGAAUAAACCAUGCACGUAAUAUAAUCAUAGUGAUCUAGUUAUGCAUCUAUAUCUAUAUGCAUAUUCGAGUAUUUUCACCCACUGUUAUCAGCCCUGACAGUAUGCCAGGGUAUUUACUAUUUAGUCUACUUUCUUAAGGUACUAAAUAAGAUCGCCUUCCAGAUGAACAAUA
This is a messenger RNA of Hibiscus syriacus, 923 nucleotides long. RefSeq lists its product as uncharacterized. Lineage: Eukaryota; Viridiplantae; Streptophyta; Magnoliopsida; Malvales; Malvaceae. The transcript has a single exon. The coding region runs from base 77 to 757 and encodes 226 amino acids. The record is from RefSeq and is a predicted model, not a curated record.